AUGAGCCGCGACUUCGAAGCUGGCGUCGUUCGUUCUCACCAUUGCUGCGUGUUCGGCCAUCCGCGUCAAAAGAAGUAUUUCGGUUCAUUUGACAUAGUUGAUUUGCCCACGUCCGCAUCAGACCCGGCUACCGACAUCAGCUGCUUCUUGCCGUGGCAACGGGUCUUUCAACCUCAUAAUUUGGCGCCUUAUGGAUACAUCAGGUUUGUGUGCGACUCCAAAUCCAAGGGGUGUCAAAAGUGGCUGACGGCUUCUGGAACGGUCUUAACAUAUGGAAUAGCUAGCCAAAAUUUUAGGGCCGGUUGGAUUUCGUUUCUGCGAUAUGCAUGUGGCGGCCUAGCGACUACAUCCUAUAAAUACUGCAACACCUAGGCAACUUACGACCUUCAUAUGACUCUGCCUAUCAUGAUGGAUUCGAACGAGAAUCCGAAACGUCAGGCUAAUAACGCUCUUGUUCCAGCGAUUUUGUCUCUCUAUAUCUUCCCAGAACUUGCCUUUCCGCUUUUCUUGCCGAACUAACUUGUGUUCCAAACGUAAAGUCUUUAUGCAUUUGAAAUCUAUUUUAUUUUUAUAAACCACAGAAGAUAAGGGACAUCUUUCACAGCAGGCUUCGACAAACUGUACGGUUCAAACUCCACUAAAUUAAUUUUUGAGACGAUUUUUUUCUAAAAUUUUGUCUUUAAUACCUAGCACUUUAGUCGUCCUUUAUUCGUCGGCAACUAUAAUUUGACGGAGGCUGUCCUCCAGUUUUUAAGGUCCGUGACUCUGAGUACUCGUCAGAGACCAUCAGAACAUUUCGCAGUCUUUAUAAUCAGUCCACAGGCAGUCAUUGUCAUUUGUGUACAGAAGAUCUCAAAAGAUGUUUACCGAAAUUUUGAAAUCUGCUACCGAAGGAGCCUGCUCCUCUUCCAUUUGAAGUAGCAGAUUAAUUAACUGGAGUGUCAAUGUGUCUGUCAGACUCUCGAAACGCGUGAAAACCAAGACAACGCGGGAAAACCCCCUCCUGUUAAGGAAACCGGGAUGAACUUGAAAAAAUUACUUGUCUAUAUAAAACCGGAUCUGUAAAGUGAGUUGACCGGUGGUAUUUUCCUGCAAUUCGCCCAGACAAAUUUUGGCCUGCAUUUUCUGUCUUAAGGAAAGGCUUUUAUGUCACUUGAGGGCUGGCAGGAUGAUUGCCUGUCUUACGUAGUCCGCAGAAGAAUGGAAUAAAAAAUUUCGUUAAUGUGUUGUUUUCAAACGUUUGGAGGGAUGACUUUAAAGGCAGAUGUUUAAAUACGCCCGAGCAAAUAAAACAAAUUAACGAAGAGUAUCGGCAUCACUUAGUGCCGAUUUCGUCGGCAAAGACAUAAGAAACCAAAUGCUAACGGCUCGCUGUCAUCAAAAUUUACAUUAGUGACGCAGUAUGUCUGAGUUUUUAAGCUCACAGAUGAGACAAAAUUAAGGAAUAAAAUCGGUGAUAGGACUGUCGGCGCUUCUCAAUGGGUUAUCGGUUUACCUAUAUGAGAGGUACUCUCUGGACAUUAGGAUUUAUCGUGAACUGGUGUUCAUGCUUGCCAAUAAUUUAUUAAAUGCUUCUUAAGCUUUUCGUCGAAAAUCUUCCGUGCAUGGAAAGGUCCAGUUGAACACCCAAUUUUCACUUUGCUUUUCUAAACCAUCACAAGUUUUUAGAUUACCUCCCCCACUAUAAAAUGCCCUAGCCUGGAGAGGCACGGUCAGGGGCCUACCUAACAAUUUAUCUUUCAUCAUCUGCUGCAUUAUUUUUGAUCAAUUGUCAAUGUCGGCUCAGGUUGCAAUGGGAGUAGGUUAAGUAGAGUGGAAAAGUGAGUUUAAAGUCCACGCUCUGACGUCUAGACAAAAUUUUGCUGAGACAAAAUGUCGUUGUUAGGGCAACAAAGAAAGGCACUUUACUUGCCAUAAGGGAGGCAAAAAAAAAACAAUGCAAUAAACAGAGAAUUCUGCCACCACCGAAAUUAUUAGAAGGAGGAGGACAAUGAAACGAAAUCUUUUGUCAUUUGGACUUUUACGGCAUUCUAGCUCACUGUACUCUCGUCUUUGUUUUCUCUUAAGUGCAUUUUCGGGAUGACGCUACUGCAAUGAUUACCGGAGCACACACCCAACGUUAUACUACAAAAGAGUUUGGGUAGCAGAAAUAACGAGAACUUUUAUGUAGCCAUCGAGUUAGAACAAAAAUUUCAGUUAUGUUUUCACUCUUUGUCAUUUCGCACACACACAGGCUUUUAAAGGCAAUUAGCAUCGGGUAUUGACCAUCACUCUUUGGUCGCUUACAAAGACAAAACCCGACAAACAAUGACAAAAUAGAUUAACUGAUAUUUUGUUUUGAUUUUUGAUUCUUCCCCUAUGGUAUUAAACGCAAACCCAACUUUAAUUCGUAGGGGAAACGCUUUUAUCUCCAUAUCCUGUUCAGGGAUCAUAUAAGUCCGUUCUACUUGUGUUUCUUACGCGGAAAAUAUAAGGCUUGCCGGUUUGUAAUUCUAAAUGCAAAUUCAACGGCAGGUCAGAUCAAAAUCAUUAGUUUAUUAGAAAAUCAAAGCGGAAAUCAUGUACGCUCUAAGGGUCUUACAUCUUGUCCAGGAUUGGCUGGCUCCGUCUCAACAAGCUGAUUUGAUAUUAACUUAAACAUUUUCCUAUUCUGCGAUUCGCAUAAGGAAUCUCGAUACUCAGAUACACGGUUAGGCAUCCUGUUGUCUUCCGACGGUAAAAAAAGUCACCGGGGGGCGUUUAAGUAUCACUUAACCUUCCUGCUUCCUGAACAAUGUUUCCUAGCACUUUCGUCUGGUUGUCUUUACGAUCAUCUUAAGAUUACAGAAGGGUACAUUUAUUGCGGAUGGAAUAAUGGUUUUUGGCGCACACUCUCCCCCCUCGACGCAGUAUCGGUGCUAGCAUCACAGCAUGGAAAUUUAAGAAAUGUUCGUCUGCGAGACGAAGGCCUAGUCUAGACAGCAAGGAAGGGUUUUUUUAGUCGCCAUGAGGGCAUUUAUCCAUAAAACGCAACAAACAAAAAUCCCCACUGGGAACGACAUCAAACCUGAUAAUUCCAAUUAAAAUGGCGGAACUUUACAUCGAAACGCGUUUUCAUGUGCGAGUUUUCCAUCUUCCAAUUUACUACAGCCUGCUCAGAAUUACAAUUUCAGGCUUAUGCUGUGCCCAGGAUUUCUAGAGUCUAUAGCUUAAAUUAACAUUUUAUAAUUAUCUAUUUAUGAUUAAAGGAAAUGUUUUUGUUCAGGUACAAGAACAGGAAGAAUCCUUCUCGCACUGUUAAGGAGUGCCAUGAACCCGUUUUAAAAAUUAUUUGCCAUUUAAAUGUCUACGCUUGGUCUUUUCACAUGCUUUUGUUGGACGGCUUGAGCAACGACGCUAUUUCUAUAACAAAAUAAGGCAUUUGAAUGAGCGGAACACAACAAAAUUUUGACAGGAAUCCUUGGCUAUUUUUUUCUCAAGUUCAAUUUCUCACCUAAAUAUAUUUUAUCGGGUGUUCCAUUGGUCGUUUGAGGUUCAGUUUUGGGAAACGUAAUUUCUACAAAAAACUGGCAGAGUCUUAAGAGCUAGGUUUUUGAGUCUUUUUGAAUCUAGUCAACAUUCGCUGUCAGAUAAAACCUCUGAUUUCUUGCGGUUGGUAAAAUUUUAACCAAGCGCCUUUCUAGUAUAAAAAUCGUGAACUCAAUAUCAUGUUUAAUCACGAAACUUCUACCCCGCCCGCCACCUCUAGACGGUGGUGACUAUUCGUGUUACAGAUCUGUCGACCUACAAACAUGCACUCAAAGUUUAUCAUAGACAAAAGUGUAGGUCUAGCUUUGACGCAAACUCCCUUAGUAUAUUUCGCCAAAUCCGGAUCGAUACUUCACUAAUUUUAACGAAUUGCAUAAAGGUACAAAGAGCAACUAACCGUCGAAUUUUUCUGUUUGACAUCGUAAGUGUUUCAAACGAACUUACUCACGAUAAAAACACGGCAGUAAAUAUAUCCGCAUAUCCUGAAUUCUUGACUAUUUUCUGAUGAAUUAAAGUGGAUGCUUUAUUGGCAGUAAAAACAUGCCUGCCUCGAUUUUGCUUGCUUAACUAUUCCGACGGCUGCACGAAUUUAAGGCAUUCCUUUGUUACGAGCUGGGUUGCGACUGCAGGUCCCUGCAGGCUGGUUAUAGAUGGCGAAAUAUUCGAGAAAAUUGGAAAAAAUUCAACACUCAAACGGUGUUUGUCCGCACACCUACCCUUCUAUUUGGGAGAAUUUUAAAAGAAAUGCUUGAGAAACAUUUUUUCGAAACUCCCCAUAAAUGUAGUCUUUUCCCCUAUCCACCGGUUUUUAUCCGACCACUUGUGCUUUUAGAGCGAAUGUCUUAUGAGUCUAUAGACCCUCGUUCGCUUAAUCGAUUUUUCGAUUUUUGUUAUAAUCUUCUUGCAGCCAUCGUAAUCCGCCUAGCAGACAGCCAUAAUCUAACUGAGUUCCGACGGCCACAUUCUGCCUGGGGAGAGGGGAAUGAAGUAGAUGCUGUGAAACCUCACCUCACAAUAAGGAAAUUCUUGCGUAAGCCAUCAAAGUUUGUGCAACCACUAGAGCAGAGGUGCGUAUCAUCCUUUUAAGGUCCAGCCUUCGUUAUUACGGUGGUUGUCAUUGUUAAAUGUGCGCGGAAACGCCGGUUCGUCAAUCUGUUUCAAAAGAGGAAGACUCUGUUACAAUGUACAAAUUUCCGAAAUAACAAAAGACACUUUCAGGAUAUUAGAGAGUGGUUGAAUGAGUAAGUUGGUUUGUUUGUCGCAACUGUGUUCUGGAAACUCAUGCAUGGAAGGAUCUACCUCCAAGCUGCGCUUCAAUAAACUUGCGCAGUUGACGUUUGCCGAUAUGUCCGCACGGACAACGGCUUUCUACUGCCUUAAACCGACGCAACGUUGCAGACAACAGAGGAAAUAGUUGCAAAGGGCGUAAAUGUAGCAUCUUGAAUGGUCGUCAAUAGUUUUGUUUCUUAACAGCUACUCCCAUUGAAAUAAUAAUAGUUCAAUAAUAAGGCCUAGCUGUACUUAUGGCCAUGUUAACUUUAGCAAUUGCCGUUACGUUGUUCGAAAACGUGCCUAAGUAAAACCGAGACACGAUGGAAACCGCCUUUUUGUGCGGUUCAUGCGCUGGUAAGGCAAAGCUUAAAACCUGGUAAAUGUCUGCACACGUUGUCACUGGAGUCAGAAUGAAUCCUAGAUGAGUAUUAUGGUUAAACGCUUCCGCACGAUACUUUUUAACAGUUAAUGCAUCUUAUAGAGCCAUAAGCACCAAUUCAUGGGUGAUGGGGUAUAAUGAAAUAAACUGUUACGUUGAGCUAUCUUCAUUCUAUGCAUGAAACAGACAACUAUUUUUUUAAAUUGUCUUGCUACAAAGUGUUGCUGCAAAAAUUUGUGUAUUGCAAAAUGCCCGUAUUAUGCACGCUUUCAACGAAAUUUAUUUAAAGUGAACGUAAAGCAAUAAAGUACUUAUUCGGAUGCAUGUCAAAUUGCUUCUCAAUCAAGACGCGUCCGGAUUAACUUGAGGUAGCUUAAUCCGCAUAGGGAUUUUGCCCACGGAAAUCCGCUUAGGAGGAUUUUUACAUAACAGUCCAGAAAAUCGCAUUUAUCCUGCAUUCGUAGGCGUCAAACUGCUUUAUCUAAAGCGAAUGGCUUUUUCGCUUUUUGCGCAGGACAUGCUUUUUGUGUUAGAAGACAUCAUUUGCCCGUGAAGAUGUUAGAAAAACACAAUUUACUUAUUGAUAUCCCCCAAUAAAAUUGCUGUAUGAACUGACCCUAAUAUUUUUUUAAACUUCAAAUUAAGAAACGUUUUAUAUGCAAAAAAGCUUAUCCCAGUUCGUUGCCAAACGAGUAUAAGAGAGAGUAUUUUAAUAUAUGCUUUCUGUAAAAUAUCUGAAUUUUUAAAGGCAUCCAGAUUAAACAAAAAAUAUUUUCAGCUGAACCGUUUGUAACAACCAUAAUUGUUUGUAUUCGAGCUAAAGGUCACUCAUUCAAGUUCCAGCAUCCCGGUAUGACGGCAAUGUCUUGAGAUUAUGCAGCAUGAUAAUCCCUAUAAGAACACCACUUGGGAAUUUAUUUCUAGUCAAAAGUCCUUUCAGAUUUUUUGUUAGCAUUUCCUGUGACAGGCCAGCUUCGGUAUUUGAAUACGUGGCUCUCGAUGAUGAUGAUGAUGAUGAUGAUGAUGAUGAUGAUGAUGAUGAUGAUGAUGAUGAUGAUGAUGAUGAUGAUGAUGAUGAUGAUGAUGAUGAUGAUGAUGAUGAUGAUGAUGAUGAUGAUGAUGAUGAUGAUGAUGAUGAUGAUGAUGAUGAUGAUGAUGGAGCAAUUCAACAUUGUGAUUGUGCUUCUUGGUAUAGAGUCAUUCAUCUACAAAAUUGCCAUGCCCCCUUAAAAAGCUGCAGCAGGUAGCAAGUACCCAAUGUAAAACAGUGGGAUUGUAAGUCAAUUAAACAUGAAAACUUGUCUGAGGCGGAUUUUACCAUUUGUACGAUUUUUUCUAAUUUGCGUAUGUCCUUUUCAAGAGCAGGACAAGCUUUCGAGUGAUCCCUUUUUCCUUAUUAUCAAUAGCAUUAAAAGCAUCCUGUAUCUGAAACCAUGGAGAAAUCCUUGAUCAGUAAAUUGAGAACAUUGCAUGCAAAAUCGCAUAGAAAGAUCACGCACGUUUUCCUGAAUUACUCGAAGGAAACUAACGUAGCAAAAUGCGUACGCUCAGCCAGGAUUUGCUUGCUAAGUAAAAACGAAAAGAAACCUGGGAUAUAAAUGUGAUGACUGGAAAUUGACCUCUUGCCGCCUGACGUUUCGGAUGUAUGCUCAAAGUUAUCAUCAGGGACGCCAUUCUAUACGUCAGUUAAUGCAUAGGAGGUGGCAGUUAUCAUCACGCCAACAUCUAACGCGGGUGAUGGAACUGCAACGCCUGCCUAGUCGAAUGUAGGUCAUCAAUCAUUGCACUAAAGACAGUCAUAUUAGAUGAAAUAUAUGUUGUAAAUUUUUAUAAGUAUGCAGUAACAUAGCGAGUGCAUCCUAUUAUUAUCAUAACCUCUUGUACAGGAAUUACUUGUAUCUCAUAUUGUCUUUUAUUAUAGAUUCGAGUAUGAAUCCGAAGCAUUAGAGAAAUUAAGCUCUUGUUCGGGCGACCGCGUUUGCUUUAUAUCACUGUUCAAAAUGGCAAUUCAGUGAUGAGUGUACCCGCCUCGUGAUGCUAAAUCGUUGGUGAACACAGCUCCAGGCGUCUCCUCAUCUUCAGCACUUUGCCUGAGUUCUCUUCCCCAAAACUACUUUCGCGAAAGUCGGCAUGGUUGGGUUUUUUAUCGAAUUCCGAAUGCCUCUGAAGGCGUGACAAAAACGGCUGUUAUGACUCUUUUGGGUUUAUACGAAUUUUUCGCAUGCCAUUUGACUUCCGAAAUGCUUGACAGACAUUGUAACCGUUCACUGAUAACGUUCUACGCGUGAUAGAUGCCAGUCAAAAGGCUGAAGAACAUCUCCAACAUCUUGCUCUGCUGAUCAACCGUUUCCCGCGGCAUGUCCCAGAAUCCUGAUAAAUGCGUUUUAGAAGCCACCUCUCUUGAGUUCUUAGGUCAGUUGCCUCUCUCCCAAAAGGUCGUUGUCAUUGCCGAUAACUACAGUAGGUGGGUUAACUCAUGAAAUGUCAACCGAAAUUCCUAAAUGCGUUUUCGUUUCGAAAAUAUUAUUUAAGUAGUGUCGUAAAACUUAUCAGCCUGCAACAUAAUUCUAUAAUAAUUCAGUUACCUCAGGAUGCCGACGUGCGAACGAACAUUUCUCCGGCUGCUUAUUCGGUAGAUAAUAACGUCUUCUUCCAAUUUUAUACCCGAAGGAAGGGUAUAAUUCGGUCUUCAAAAACUUCUCUAGUUCCCGAAUAAGGUUGAACCCGCUCUACCGUUACACUUAGAUUCAGGGUUUCCAAACUACAAACCGUGUGUUUUCCGCGUUCGGAAAACCAAACAUUUCUCUACGGUAAUAAAGGGGAAUUAUAUAGGGUUCAUACAAUUUAGCAGUGGAUUUGAUCCAUACUGUUAACUUUUAAAGCCACAUUGGUAAAUGGAGAGACAAGACGAUUUAUGAACGGCCACUUCACGGCACUAAAGUGUCUCACAAUGAAAACCUUUUUUAAAACCGACUUAUGUCCCUACUUCAAUUAAAAGAUAAGAAGAACACGUAAUUUUCUACCGAAUGAGUAAAAGAGUAAAUAUUUUUAUCUACGGUUUCCAUGACGUAUAAUUGGACUUUUGGGAACAUCGAAAAUCAAUGAGAAAAAUUUAUGCUAUAUAUGUACUCAUUUUUUCCAAAGUAUAGUUUUUGCAUGCAGACGGAAAGAAAUUCAUUCGUGAACCGGCAUCCCGAGGUAACUGGAACAUUAUAGAAUUAUAUAGCAGGCUGACUAGAUUUACAAACCUACUUAAUUAAUCUUUUCGAAACGAAAACGCAUUUCGGAAUUUCGGCUGACAUUUCGUGAGUUAGCCCACCUACUGUACCUCCAAGCCUCAACUGUAGUGGUUCCACAGUAUGGUGAAUUUUAUUCGUCGGUUCCUCCUGAACUGUGCCGACACCAUCCUCCCACUGAUCAGUCUUCUCGCAGGUGCUAAGCGCACUCUUGAACUUACACCAGCAGCAAUUGAGUCAUUUCAGCAGGUAAAAGUCCUUUCGACUGAUGCCACACUCUCACACUGACGCACCCACCUCGCUAAUGGUCGAUGCUUCCAAUGUUGCUGGCGGUGCAGCCCAUCAACAGUGCCUCCCAUAUCUGAUUAUUCGUUUGUCUUUUUCAAGGAAACUAUUCAGCGCCGCUAUAGCACAUUCGAAGACGAAGAUGUGAUCACUGGAACAAGAAAUUUAUCGUCCCGACGUUUCGGAUGCUCACUUAAAUCCAUCAUCAGCGACAGACGCAGGUAAGGGUAAUGAAGGCAUAAAGGCUGCAGUUUUUAUAGGACGUGGCUGCCGUGGAGCCAUAUGCGCACUGUAAUUAACAGCUCUCGCACUCACUGCUGGGGUCGUAAUUGAUGCGAUGCUGGCUUGCCAGUCCGCGUCCGAGUCGUUAAUGGCCGUGAGUUCGUGAUUCGUACUGGAUGCUGACUGUCUCUGGAACUGUUGUUUGCUCGCGCCCUCCCCACGUGACUGAUUCUCCUGCCCAGGGAAAAUCUCAGCACAGAAUACGGUAAGGAGAGGUCAUUGCGCUUGUUGAUGGAUUGCGGGCCUGAGAACCAUGACUCGAACAGCUCGCGGCUCACGCGAUCAUCACCCCUUGGAAAAUUUCAACCUUCUGAAAAUAUGGCCGAGUCCCGUCGAAUAAGCCGUCACCUGAGAGCUAGCGUCUCUCCGCCUCACUGCUGCUGCGUGCUCGGCAAUCCGCGUACGGAAUAAUCUCCCAGUUUCUCCGACAUAGUUGCUUUGUCCGGAACUGCACCAGAUCCGGUAAACGACUCCAGACGUUUCUUGCAGUGGCAAUGGGUCUGUCGGCCUCAUGAAUUGGCUCCUGGUGGUUGAUUCCGCUUGUGUGCAACCCCAACUCCAAGUCGAGUGAGAAGAUGACUGAGGGCUUCCGAGACGUUCUUCACGUAUGGAAGAGAUGGCCAACAUUUGCGGCCGGUUGGGUUUGGUCUCCGGUGUCGUUUUCGUAUGCACUGGUUGACAAAGUUGCGCGGGUAGCCAUUGGCUCUCAGUAUCCGUCGAAGAUAUUGUAAUUCAUCAACGGUGUCUUCCAUGUCACUGCAGUGCGUCUCAACGCGCCGGUAUAGCGCCCUUGCACAUACGCCCCUGGCGAUCGGGUGAUAACUGUUGAAGUUUUUGGCUGAAACGAGCCUGUGACCGAAACUUCAGGCCAAUGAAUUGCUUGCUACAGUGAUCACAUCUUCGUCUUCUGAACUGCUACCUGGAACUCGCCUGUUGCUUCUAUCAGCACAUUCGAACAUGAGCAUCUUACCAUUUAUGUUGUCGUGAAGCAAUCCCGGUAUAGCCCGGAAGACGGACAGUUCACAAUAUUGGCAGGCCAGAACCCGCUUACGUUCGCUUUGCAUUCUCAAUCCUUCAAACUGAACCCUUGGGAGAUCCGUCAAUUGAACUACUCUGUGCAAUUCAAUUUAGACACCUGCCAGAUCGACGGGUCACGGACUGAGGCGGCUGGCCAACCCUCCAUCGCUAAUCUCCAGUUUCCUCCUUGCUGAGAUGGCCUCUGAGCAACGUCGUGUUGAUCCCUCCCUGUGA
Messenger RNA from Spirometra erinaceieuropaei, 10212 nucleotides. The record is from the annotation of a GenBank genome assembly. NCBI's taxonomy places the organism in Eukaryota, Metazoa, Platyhelminthes, Cestoda, Diphyllobothriidea, Diphyllobothriidae.